Lepidothrix coronata (blue-crowned manakin) is the source of this 2766-nucleotide messenger RNA. RefSeq names its product WD repeat domain 86 (gene WDR86). Gene Ontology annotation, molecular function: protein binding. The record is from RefSeq and is a predicted model, not a curated record. The coding region runs from base 240 to 1433 and encodes 397 amino acids. Lineage: Eukaryota; Metazoa; Chordata; Aves; Passeriformes; Pipridae. The transcript has 7 exons.
AGGGGGGACCCCGCGCUCGGCCCGGCGGCGGCUCCGGCGCCCCGGCCAGAGGAGGUUCCCCCUCCCCGUAGGGCGAGAGCGGGAUCGCCGCGUCCGGGGCGGAGUCCGGACUACCCUGCUGAUGUUUGGGAGUUGAGGUGAUGGCAGAAGUCGGUCGGUGGGACACGGCUGGAGGUCCCGGGGCUGCGGAGCGCCCGUGAUCCGACCCCGCGGGCUCGGCCAGCGCCGGGAGCGCCGGGAUGGGGAACAGCGGCUCGGCCGUGAAGGUCUGCACGGAUCACCAAGGGGGCAUCAACUGGCUGAGCCUGAGCCCCGACGGGCAGCGGCUGCUCACGGGCAGCGAGGACGGCACCGCUCGGCUCUGGAGCACCGCCGACAGCCAGUGCCACGGACACUUCCAAGGACACGAAAGUUACAUCACCUUUUGCCACUUGGAAAACGAGGCUGCCUUCACAUGCAGUGCGGAUCACACCAUUCGGAAGUGGGAUGUGCUGACGGGCCAGUGCCUGGCCAUUUACCGAGGCCACACGUCGAUUGUGAACAGGAUCCUGGUUGCCAAAGACUAUCUCUUCAGCGGCUCCUACGACAGGACGGCCCGCUGCUGGAGCGUGGACAAGGAGAAACAAAUCCAGGAAUUCCGGGGCCAUCGGAACUGUGUCCUGACUCUAGCUCACUAUUCCUCCAGGGAUGUUCUCGAGGAAGAGGAGGAGGAAGAGGAGGAGGAGAGGGUGAGCAGAGACCUGCUGGUGACAGGGAGCACCGACUGCACUGUGAAGGUCUGGUGGGUGUCCAGCGGGCGCUGCUACCAGACCCUGCUGGGACACACCGGGGCCGUCCUGUGCCUUAUACUUGACGCACCAAACAGGGAGCUGUUCUCUGGCAGCACGGAUUACACCAUUCGGACCUGGAAUAUUGUCACUGGUGAGCAGCUCAAAGUGUUCAAAGAGCACCAAGGAUCAGUAAUCUGCCUGGAGCUGGUGAACCGGCACUUGUACUCGGGGAGCGCGGACAGGACAGUGAAGUGCUGGUUAGUUGACACUGGGGAGCGAAUCCAAACGUACAAGGCUCACAAACACAGCGUUAGCACUUUGAAAUACCACGCUGGGAUCUUGUUCACAGGAAGUGGUGAUGCCUGUGCAAGAGCUUUCAAUUCCAAGAGUGGAGUCCUGCAGAAGAUAUUCCGAGGACACAAGUUCAUCAUCAACUGUAUCCAGAUCCACAAUGAGUUGCUCUACACAGCUUCCCAUGACGGCACACUAAGGAUUUGGGACAUCCGGGGAAUCUGCAAGAGAAAUAAGCGGCGUUUGAAGAAGGAGAGGUCUGUCCAGGGCAGGAGCUCGCAGAAGGGGAGCCUGUCUCGCCUCUUCAACAACAAAGUGGGCUGUAUGGUACAGCAGGAGAACGGGGAACAUGAGGCUGUUGAACUAAUGUGACUGCCCAGAACGGCCUUUCUGUCAGUGACCAAAGCUGAACCUUUUGUUUUCUGCACCACUGUGUCCAUGUAAACCAGAACUUGGAAAGAGACGGGAAAUGGCUUUGCUUGAACCUCAGCGUCAUGAGCCAGGGUUCUCUGUGACUGCCAGAGGGACUCCAGUCAGAUCCUGUCACUGCAGAUGACUCAGCUGAGCAGGUGUGGGGCCAGGAGGGACGGCAGUGUGGCUCAGGUGUGGUACCUCUGUGUGUGCAAUUAGGAACUUCCCUUGUUUCAGUUCCCUCGGGCACAGAAGUGCUGCACAUCUCUGCCUGCCCAGUGUCUAAUGAGAGAUGUUUUCCCCUGUUCCUGUUGCCCACUCACAUGGCCCCUGUUCAGCCCAGUGUGGCAGUGGAAGGUGACCUGCAAGUACAGCUACAAAUUCCACCUUCACAGCUGACCUUUGUGUCAGUCGUUGGCUGAUGAGACCAAUGCAGGUUGGUUUGGCUCAGCAGCAGGACUUUAAAGCAGACUGGACACCUCUCUGGGAAGUUGGGAGUAGUAGGACAGAAAUUAAUUUAAUUUCUUUUUUUUUUUUUACAAAACAUAAGCCAGAGAACAAGCUAAACCUCAGCCCUUUUGUACCAAGGUCAGCUGUUUGCCAAGACACAGCAGUUCCCCUCCUCCCAACAAUCCAGUGGGGUCUUUUUUUUACCUUUUAAAAUUUCACACUUCAGCAGAGGAAGCACCAAUGACUUCACAUGUGUCUUCUGUGAGCUGCCAGGGUUGUGAGCUUCCAGCCACCCAUGUACCUUGGGCACAGUUCCUGAUGAGCUCCUCUGAAGGGCCUCCUCUUGGCAUGGCAGGAGUUGGAAGGUGGUGACUACACCACCUCUGUGGGUAGCCUGGCCCUCUGCUUGGCUGGCUUUACAGGGGGGAAGGUUUUCCUUACAUCCACUAGGAAUGCCAAAUUGUAAUUUUCAUGGAAGAGGAGAGCAAACCAGGAUUUAUUGGGUGCUCUGUAUGUACUGUCUUUCCUCCUCUCGAGGCUGUGUCUUGCUGGGUUGUUAGUAGCAUUGGAUAAGCUGUCAAACUCAAGAGAAGGUCUCCCAGUCUUUUUUCAGGUUCAUCCCUCUCUGAUAACCACUGAGCCAUGAAUUAACAAGGGUUCUUAUAUUUUUCUAUUUGCAGAUAUAGCUCUUUGUAGAACCAGUCCAAAAAUACCUAACCACAUGUUUUUAUUUUUAUGGCUUUAUUUAUUCUGUACUACAGCAAGAUAAAAAUGCUGUAUUCUUUUUUUUAGAAUGGAUUAAUAAACAUGUGGCAUCUACAGACAAGCGAUUGUCUAGUUUUUA